Messenger RNA from Oreochromis niloticus (Nile tilapia), 1114 nucleotides. RefSeq lists its product as uncharacterized. The record is from RefSeq and is a predicted model, not a curated record. The coding region runs from base 149 to 1114 and encodes 321 amino acids. The transcript is spliced from 4 exons. Lineage: Eukaryota; Metazoa; Chordata; Actinopteri; Cichliformes; Cichlidae.
CCCAAAUUUACUGCAUGUGACGUCUGUCCAGUCAUGUGUCUGUAGGUGGGUCUAAAAUGGAGGUUGUUGACGGAAAACGGCUCUGAUGCGGCUAGGUAGGCAUGGUAACUGCUGAUAAUCAUGUGGCUACCGACUACCGACGAAAAUAAUGGAGGGAAUCGGGACGGCUCCUUCGUACCCGCCACAAUUAAGCUGCACUAACCAGCACACAGAGACGGUGGAGGUCAUAGAUUUUGGUGACGAUGAGCGGCAGCAGGUGUUACGGGCUUAUCGGGAGGAGGAGCUCCGUUGGAAGCCUUGGCUGAUUCCCGAGGAGGAGCUCCCACCUGUUGCCCUGCUUCGGCCCAGCCGAUCACCUUCACCCCCUCGCGAGGACUACUUGUCUCCGGCCGCUUGUUUGGCGGGGAUGUGGGGAGAGGAAGAAGAACCGGUCCCCACAGUUAACGCUGCUGCACUCGCUGCCGCUCCCAGAAGGAAGCGCCGUCUGCGGCGUCACCGCUCCACACGGCACUCAGAGGUUAGUGACAAUGUUCUGUUGCCACUGAAUCCCCCUGGAUGUGAUGAGGGUGAGGGGCUUAGAAGGACAAUUAAGGUCUCGGAGAUGGAGACUCAACGUAUCUGUACUGUUAACUCUGUCACCCCCCCAUGCACCUCGUCACAGUCUGUUUUCUCGGGGGCAAGUGGGGACGCUGUCUGUUCCAUGCCUCUGACUCUUAAUGUGGAGGGUGUUACUCUUGUGCCCACGAUUUGUAUUGACAAUAAAGCUAAAAUUUCUGAUAUUGGGCAUGCUAUUCUUGGAGAAGACACACUGCCAUCACAGAACGGUGAAAAUGACACUGCCAAACCGACCAUAGACUCUUCGGUCCUGAUUAUUAAACCAAGCGAUGUGGAGGCAGUGGUCACCCAGCCAGCACCUGCGCUAGUACCCGCCACUAGGGUCAGGGCAGCCGUGAGUCAGCCAUCUCAUGCACCUGUAUCUACACCUCAGGUGGGAGUGGCUGCCGCCCGGUUCUUUCCUGCACCCAGGCGCCUGCACCAGCUCAUGUUUCCAUUGGAGGCUCAAGAGGGUCAUCGCCGCCACGACAGCCUCCUAUUCAGCUCCCUGUCCAGCUAG